Molecule: messenger RNA, 1203 nt
Organism: Cordyceps fumosorosea ARSEF 2679
Lineage: Eukaryota; Fungi; Ascomycota; Sordariomycetes; Hypocreales; Cordycipitaceae
Product: hydrolase, carbon-nitrogen family protein
Exons: 3
Coding region: 1-1203 (400 amino acids)
Molecular function (GO): catalytic activity
Source: RefSeq, a predicted model, not a curated record
AUGGAGAGCUGGGCACCUUACCUAUCACCAUCCGGCUCGGCACCGCCUCGCCCGGCACGCAGGCCACGCGCGCCGCCACCCUCCGACAGCUCGCCUCGCUCGCGCGCCGCGCCGCCGCCCAGCGUGCGUCGGCAGCUCGGCGGCGGCGGCGGCGGCGCGUCGGACGCCGCCGGGGACGGCAAGCCAGGGCCGCCGCAGCAGCAUCAGAGGGGCGACGGCACCAGGGAGGAGCUGGAGCGGAUCGCCGCGGAGACGGGCGUCCUCCUUGUGGUCGGCGUCAUCGAGCGCGCGGGCGGCACGCUGUACUGCUCCGUCGUGUACGUCUGCCCGCGCGAGGGCACCCUGGGCAAGCGUCGCAAGGUGAUGCCUACCGGCACGGAGCGCCUCUGCUGGGGCCAGGGCAGCCCGAGCACCCUCCGCGCCGUGUCGACGACGAUCCGCGGCGCGCGCGUCAACCUGGCGGCGGCCAUCUGCUGGGAGAACUACAUGCCGCUGCUGCGGCACGCGCUGUACGCGCAGAACGUGAACCUGUACCUGGCGCCGACCGCGGACAACCGCGACCAGUGGAUGGCGCUGAUGCGCACGGUGGCGGUCGAGGGGCGGUGCUUCGUGGUCAGCAGCAACAUGGCCGUCCGGGAUGGUGGCGGUGCUGUGAACGGGGUGGAAGAGGAGGAGGAGGAGGAGGAAGGUGGGGGGGAGUAUGGGGAGGUGUCGCCGACGAGGACGACGAUGAGGAGGCGCAACUCGACCAUCACGGCCGAGGGCAACGAGAUUGCGCUGCCGGCGGGGGUCUCGCCGAGCCGCGCGCGUCCGCAGCAGCAGCAGAGGCGUCCGCGCAGGCGGUCCGUGUUUGACAGCGACGGCAACGAGAUUGUGCUGAGCUGCGCCGCCGACGACAACGCCGACGACACCGCCGCCCGGACGACGACCAAUGGAGAGGCAGCCGCGCAUACCGGCCCCGCAAAGGCGGCCGGCUCGGCGCCCGGGUGGCUGUCCCGCGGUGGCUCGGCCAUCGUCUCGCCGUACGGUGACGUGCUCGCCGGGCCGCAGUGGGAGGACCCGGAGGGCCUCGUGUGGCACGAUGUCGACCUGCGCGACUGCAUCCGCGGACGGCUGGACCUCGACGCCGCGGGGAGCUACUCGCGCAACGACUCGUUCAAGCUGACCGUGACGGGGCUGGACCUGGAUCCCUUGCCGUAUUGA